Acyrthosiphon pisum (pea aphid) is the source of this 3349-nucleotide messenger RNA. Its product is annotated as protein phosphatase 1 regulatory subunit 3B. Gene Ontology annotation, molecular function: glycogen binding; protein phosphatase 1 binding. Bases 1579 to 2886 code for a protein of 435 amino acids. Gene Ontology annotation, biological process: regulation of glycogen biosynthetic process. Gene Ontology annotation, cellular component: protein phosphatase type 1 complex. The transcript has 3 exons. NCBI's taxonomy places the organism in Eukaryota, Metazoa, Arthropoda, Insecta, Hemiptera, Aphididae. The record is from RefSeq and is a predicted model, not a curated record.
UUGAUUUUUGAACGCGAGUUUCUUAAACCUACAGAUAAAAAUUUUAUCUUUUAUAUUAUAAUUUAGUAAAUAGGUGCUCAAUUAUAACCACGUAUUUAUUAUGUAUAUUUUGUUUAGAAGAUAGAAAUGUUUCGUUAAAUGUAGGUUAUUGGUUUUUUGGAACAAUAAUAUAAUUAGGUACCUAUGUUAUUGUAAUAAAUUGAAAAAAUAUUUAAAUAAUAUUUGUAAUGUUAUCUAUUCUAGUAAACCCUUCAUAAAUAUCAAUAAAUCGAUAAAUGUGACAGGAGAGUAAUAUAAUAAUUAUCAUACACCACAGCAUCACUUGUAUUAAAUUUAAUGAUAGGUUUUUUGUUGUUAGACUUAUGGUAGAAAUUCCAAAAAUGUUCUGCGUUUCCCUCUGAAAUAAAAACCAAUUAGAUAAAAAUAUAUUCACAUAAAGCUAUCUAUGAUUUUGGUAUCUUGCUUCGUAUGAUAAUAUAGUUUCAUAAUUGACCUUUAAGUCGUGAGUUCGACGAAUAUUCACUCGGAUGUGUGCACAGAGAUAUUAUUAAAUGUUAUUAUCAAGUUGUUACCUGUUAGGAAAAGGCGCUGUAUAAAUAACAUUAUUAUUGUUUUUAGAUUAGCUCAACAAAUUAAACACAAUAAAUUCUGAUAAUUUUUUGCUCGGUAUUUAUUUUUUGCUGCUGCUAAUUAAAAUUAAAUGCAAAUAUAAAAUAUAUAGUGCAUGGCCACGUUGGUUCGAUGGGAACAAAAGUGAUUGGACAUUUUAAUAUCGUAUGCAUAUUAUUAUACUAUUGCUUAUUAAUUAGUAAUGAAUUUCAUGAUAAAUUAAAAUCAUAAAAGUUUCCCGUGGCUGAUUGAUGUGGCAAUGAGUGAAUGAGGGAUACAGCUUUAAUGAGUUACUUCCUUUCGUAAUUUAUUUUUCGUGAAAAUAUUGCAUUAAAAUUUUGUUUGCAGCUGUUAAAAAUGCUUUUAAGUUGUUAAAACUGGCUAUGUCUCUAAUACAAUUAUUGAUUCCUCUUGAGCUUUUACAUCCAUCGUCGGGUUGAAAAUUUGCACGAAAUGUUUGAAUCGCGAGGCUUCCGCUUGUUCCAAAUGGAGCGACGUUUCUUUCUCGGGUUUUACACUUUUGUUGGACGUCAUUGUUGCCAGUUAAAACGAUUAAAAUUGGUGUUGUCGCUUUAAUUAUUAGUAUCGCUAACAUUACUGUAUUGUGAAAAUGUUAAUGAUUAUAUUUUUUUUUUUUUUGUUUUUUGAAUUUUUCUGUUUGCCAGAAAUGCCGGGACUCUAUAUAUAGGUGUAACAAAUUAACAUUUUAGCGGUUGUUAAUUUGCAGCAGCGCCUGCCCGCCACCGAUGCGUGGCCUCUGUGUGUACUUUAAGGUCUCCACACACGAUACCAAACAUAUAAUAUACUAUAUACGCGUUGCAGGAUAGAGGGUGUUUGUGCUCGCGCACGUCCGAUAUGCGGUACCCGCGACGGAUAUGUCACUAUACCGCCAUAUCUUAAUACUUGUAAAAAUUGUUUUACGCGUGUCGUAAUAAAUUGUAAUAUUAUAAUAUUAUUCACGAUAUUAUUAUGCAUUGCAAUCACGCGUUUUUUGCGUAUAAGAUCGUCAAUAAAAUGUGUUCGCCGCUGUUGUUUUUGUUCGCUUAUAGGUACCAAAGUCCGCGCCAAUCGUCCGCCAACAUGUUGACAGAGUGUUGCGACGUCAUGUUGGCACACAGCCCGCCGAUCUACAGCGGCCCGCCACAGGACCAUCUGUCCGUGCUCUAUAAGAACUGGUUGGUCGUGAACAAGAAGCAACAGUCGCCGUUGUCGGUGCGCCGGUCGGCGUCCUUCUCGCCGACCCGGUCGGACGACAGACAGCCGACGGCGGCGGCCCACUCGUCGCCCUCCUCCAGCAAGCCCCGCAGACCGUGCCUGGUGAUCAGGGCAGAUUCUGAUGCAAGCAUAGGAUCGUCGUCGUCGAGUUCGUCUUCGGACGAGAACGAGCCGUCCAGUCCGGUCCGGAGGAAAAAGAAAGUCGUUUUCGCCGACGACCGAGGCCUGUCACUGACUCAAGUGCGAUUGAUGAACGAACCGUCGAACCAGCCGCCAAAAUUGAUGACCGUCGUCAGACCGUACCUACCCAAGUUGGUUACGUCGCCGUCGUCGUUGUCGUCAUCCUCUUCGUACUAUCAAUCAGAUGCCGCCGGCUCGGGCUCCGGGUCAGCGGCCGGCGCCAAACACCUCCAGCAGCAGCCAAUAGGUGCUGCGGAUCAGCUACUACUGCAGUGGCAUCUCAGGUUCUCGCAGCCGGCUUCCAGCUACGUCGAUUUCCGUAAGCGGCUGGACACGGACAACGUGUCGCUGGAGAACGUGAUCAUCCGGUCGCCGGACAGGCGGAUCGUGGGCACGGUCAAGGUGCGCAACCUGUCCUACGACAAGGCCGUAUUCAUCCGGUGCACGCACGACCGGUGGGUCGGUCACGAAGACACGCAGUGCACGUACGUGCAGAACAACGCGAUGGUGAACGCGGCCGCGAACGGCUCCGGUUCGGCCACCGGUCUAGCGCCAAACGUCGCGGCCAUCUACGACACGUUCUCGUUCCAACUUCCGCUGCCCGUCCACACCGCGUCCAUGGAGUUCGCCGUGUGCUACAAGAGCGCCGAGUUCGAGUGUUGGGACAACAACGACGGCAACAACUAUUGUCUGUCCGUGGGCAGCCCGACCAACGGCACCCCGCUGCCGCCGCCGCCGCAGCAAUCCGUCCUGUCGCCCGUCCUGGUCGCCGACUUCGAUCACCAUCCGAAGCAGCCCGUCCACUACUUUGGCGCACAGUCCAGGCAGAACUCGUGGUCCGGGUGGCGCGAGCAGAAAAACGAAGCUUCCGCGUACUGGUGAACGAGCCCUCAGCCACCAAAGUCCACCUGUCUAAAAUAUUGUGGGAAUUAAUUAUUGUUUUUUAAUUUCUAAAAAAAAAACUGCAACAAAACGACAAAGUUUAGCAGUGAGAACUGCAGUUCGUUGCCCACCCAAAAUAUCAUUAUUAGUCGACGUGCAUGACCGCGUGUAAAUAACCGAUUAAUGUUAAGAAAAAUGAAAUGUAUACGUUUGUUUUUAUACAAUUUUUGAAUUUUUAUAUAGGUACCUCUAUUUAUUGUUUUAGAUUAAGCAUUUUCAAAAAAAUAUUUAUUCAUCAUCACAUUUUUUUAAAUAUAGAAUAUUAUAUCAACGUACUGACAAACUUUUUUACAUAAAAAAAAAAAAUAAUAAACAGUUAUAAAUCAAACACUGUAAUCUAGUGGAAUCGUUGAUUUGAUAUUUUAACUUUUUUCCUGUUUUAAUGUACUGAAGUAUAAAAAAA